This is a messenger RNA of Caenorhabditis elegans, 981 nucleotides long. It is a transcript of the gene srv-4, whose product is annotated as Serpentine receptor class gamma. Bases 1 to 705 code for a protein of 234 amino acids. Gene Ontology annotation, cellular component: membrane. The record is from RefSeq and is marked reviewed. The transcript is spliced from 7 exons. NCBI's taxonomy places the organism in Eukaryota, Metazoa, Nematoda, Chromadorea, Rhabditida, Rhabditidae.
AUGCCGCUCUCCAUAAAUCUAAGUCUACUCCCAAUAAGUCAUUUGAUAUUUAUUCCGAUAUGCUGGUUUUCUGUGUUUUUGUACCUGCGGGUUUUGUAUAUUAUUCACCAAUUAAGAAAAAAUGUUUUCAAAUCGUCGUUUUUCUUGAUUAUCAGGAUGCAUGCUAUCACGGACCUCCUUAUGUUCCUAUACGUGGAGCUGGUUGCUCGCCCACGCAAAUACCGAGUUCAUAACCUAUUCGAAGCAGCAAACGAUCAUUGGAUUCCUCAGCUGUUGUGGUUUUCAUUGACAGUUAUCAAAAAUGCCAUGUUCCUAGGGUAUACGGUAGUUGCCGUCAAUCGGUGCUCCGAGAUAUUUCGGUUUAGGAAUCAUGUAAAGUUCUGGUCUCCAACCCUUAUCCUAAUAGUUUACUUAUCUGAAUGGCUGGCUCCAACAAUUGUAUUAAUUCCACUAUUCUACACUGGAAAUCACAAUUUCUCACUCAUCGCUGCCCCUUCUGGCGGAUUGUUUCUACGCGCCAGUCCGGAGUUCAUCAAAAUGUGCUCCAGGACCUCACUUUAUCGAUAUUUUGCUUCCUGGUCAGCUCAUUUUUGUAUCUCAUCACUUUUGUGCAUUUGGUGCAGACUUUGCCGAAAACUAUGUCAAACACAUUCUUCAGUAUUAAUCGAUCGGAAUCUUCAAAUCUCAACCCACCAACAGACCUAAUUAUUUUCAAAUGUGCAUUUUUCUCAUUUGUUCUGUUUGUGCCAAAUUUCGCAAAAACAAUGGUUUUAUAUUUCUCCACUAAUCCUCAACUGGUGGAUAUUGGAACGGAACUUUGGUUCUUCACUACGGAAAUAAUGUGCAUCAGUUCUCCGUGGAGCUUACUAGUGAGUAGCUCAAAAUUGCGAAAGGAAUUUAUACCGAAAAGAUGCAGAAAACGACAGGAAAAUAUUUCUUCAAUGUUGUCUACUAGAUUUUAAUAUUUUUACUCGACUGCAA